This is a messenger RNA of Gavia stellata (red-throated loon), 996 nucleotides long. RefSeq names its product Sp7 transcription factor (gene SP7). The transcript has a single exon. Gene Ontology annotation, molecular function: RNA polymerase II cis-regulatory region sequence-specific DNA binding; DNA-binding transcription factor activity, RNA polymerase II-specific. The record is from RefSeq and is a predicted model, not a curated record. Bases 1 to 996 code for a protein of 331 amino acids. NCBI's taxonomy places the organism in Eukaryota, Metazoa, Chordata, Aves, Gaviiformes, Gaviidae. Gene Ontology annotation, biological process: regulation of transcription by RNA polymerase II.
AUGGGUGACUCCUACACGGCCGCCUUCCCCAGCGCCCCGGGGCUGCUCUCGCCCUCCGCCAGCCCCCAGGCAUCGCCCGGCCCCUACGGCCCCGACUACGGCCCCUUUGGCCACCCCUUCCCGGCACCCACCGGCACCCAGGAGGUGCUGGGUGGCCCCGUGGUGGUGACGGCCAAGGGGCACCCACCGGGCGACUGCCUGCCGGGCGUCUACCCCUCGCUGGAGAUGCCGCAUCCCUACGGCUCCUGGUACAAGGGCGGCAUCGGCGGGGGGCUGCCGGGGGGCUCAGGGCCGGCAGCACCCUCCUGGUGGGACGUGCACCCUAACGGGGGCUGGCUGGGGGGGCCGACGGGCGCAGAGGGGCUGCAGGGCUCGCUGCAGGGCCAGCCCACCCUCAGCCCCCCGCUUCCCACUUACGGCUCCGAUUUCGGGGCUCUCAACCCCCCACCCUACACCAGUAACCCCACCGCACCCCCCACCCCUAAACCCAACCCGGGCGAAACCCCAAAGGGACCCCGCGGCGGUUCCUUAGGGGGUCGUCCGGCCUGCGAUUGUCCUAAUUGCCAAGAGUUGGAGCGUUUGGGGGGACCGGGAGGAUCCCGACGCAAGCCGGUUCAUAGCUGCCACAUUCCGGGUUGCGGGAAGGUGUACGGCAAAGCCUCGCACCUGAAAGCCCACCUGCGCUGGCACACGGGCGAGCGACCCUUCGUCUGCAACUGGCUUUUCUGCGGCAAACGUUUCACCCGUUCCGACGAGCUGGAACGCCACGUCCGUACCCACACGCGGGAGAAAAAAUUCACCUGUCUCCUUUGCAGCAAACGGUUCACCCGCAGCGAUCAUCUCAGCAAACAUCAGAAGACCCACGCCGAAGCCGGUCCCCCCAAAUCCAACCCCGCCGGUAACGGGGAGCAGCCCCCCGCUUCUCCUCGGCAGCCUCCGGCUUCGCCCGGUAAAGACGCCGGGAGCCCCGAAGCCGGCAGUUUGUUGGAGAUUUGA